Molecule: messenger RNA, 978 nt
Organism: Effrenium voratum
Lineage: Eukaryota; Dinophyceae; Suessiales; Symbiodiniaceae
Source: the annotation of a GenBank genome assembly
AUGGCCCAUGGAGCAGCUGCAGCAGAGGAGCUCUUCACGAACCCCAUCGUCGCGGGGAACUACCCGGACCCGGGGGUGAACAAGAUCGGAGAGUACUACUACUUGGUGGCCACGGGUGGUGGACCUGGAGGCGCCUUCCGGAUGCUGCGCAGUCGGGACCUGGUGGCCUGGGAGAUGUGCGGCCAGGUCUUUGACGCCAAGACGCUGCCAGCCUGGAGCGGCGGCGCCCAUGGCGAGAAGUGCGACUACUGGGCUCCAGAGAUCCAUCAGCUGCCAGACGGGCGCUGCGCCGUGUUCUUCAGCGCGCGGGAGCCGCAGGACGCGGGCCUCGCGAUGCACGUGGGCAUGGCCUUCGCAGAGCGCCCGGAGGGGCCCUACGUAGACCUGGGCCGACCUUUGCUGCAGGACCCCCACUGGGCCAUCGACGCGAGCUACUUCUUCGACGAGGACAGCGGCAAGCAGUACGUGCUUUGGAAAAUCGAUGGCAAUGCUCACAAGGUUCAAUCCGUCAUCAAGAUGAGAGAGCUGGAAGAUGAGACGGGAGCUUCGGAGCUGGAGCUGGUUCGCAAUGACCAAAAGUGGGAAGGCGCUGUGGUGGAGGGUCCUUGGCUGGUGAAGCGAGGAGGAUUCUACUACUUGUUUUACUCUGGCGAGUGCUAUGCCAACCAUCGCUACUGCGUAGCAGUGGCGCGAGCGGAGCAGGUCUGUGGCCCCUACGUGAAGUCCGGCGCCCCCGUGCUGUCGAGCUCCCGCGGCUGGGCGGGGCCUGGGCACUGCGUGGUGCUCCCCGCGGAGGGCGGCGACGCGCCUCGGGCGGGGUUUGGACCGCUUUGGGGCGACGAACGUGUCAGCCAAAAGAAAGGAAACACCCCAAAUGGUUUUGGUUUGUUUGCAGAGGAUGAGAGGAAGCCAACCGGUUUUUUGGUCUGUUUUGGAGAGGAUGAGAGGAACAUCAAGGGGUCCCAGGCCCCGUUUUGA